This is a messenger RNA of Penicillium cosmopolitanum, 1545 nucleotides long. RefSeq names its product cytochrome P450. Lineage: Eukaryota; Fungi; Ascomycota; Eurotiomycetes; Eurotiales; Aspergillaceae. The coding region runs from base 1 to 1545 and encodes 514 amino acids. The transcript is spliced from 6 exons. Gene Ontology annotation, molecular function: iron ion binding; heme binding; oxidoreductase activity, acting on paired donors, with incorporation or reduction of molecular oxygen. The record is from RefSeq and is a predicted model, not a curated record.
AUGCUCGACCUCACUGCCAUAACCACGGCUAACCCCGUUCACGGUUUCCUGACCAACUACGGGAAAUGGAUUCUCGGCCUGCUGAUGGCAUACACUCUGUCUCUGUGGUGGCUGCAACCAGCGAGCACGAUCCCGUUCUUUCAUGAUCGGAGACCCGGGGAGCUAUCUUUCAUGAAUGCGAAGAUCCGAUUUCUGACAUCUGGCGCGGAGGCGUUGAAGAAAUGUCAGGCCAAGGCAAAGAUGUUCCAUAUUAUGACCGAGCGUGGAAAGCGUCUAGUUCUUCCUGGUGAAUAUGCGGAUGAGUUGAGGAACGAUCCGCGAUUCAGCCACAUUAAGUCGCUGGAAGUGGAUUGGUGUACCAAAUUGCCUGGGUUUCAGCCAUUUUCGAACGGAUCAACUCACGGCAAGCUGGUUCAUGAUCUGGUCUUGCGACUAACUAGAGCCCUACCACAGCUGACCUCGACGAUACGGGAGGAGACUGCACUGGCUAUUCAAAAGCAUUGGACGGAUGACGAGGAAUGGCACGAUAUCUCCCUGAAUGCCACCAUGGUCCAGAUUAUUGCCCAGAUCUCUGCUCGCAUCUUUCUAGGGACAGGUAUCUGCCGUGACCAACGCUGGAUCGACACCGCGAUUGGUUACGUCGAGCAUUCCUUCUAUGCUAUCCAGGCACUGCAGGCGUGGCCCCGCUGGUGCCACCGGAUCGUACACUGGGUAUUGCCGGAAUGUCGUGGACAACGCGCAUAUUUCACUCGGGCAAGCAAACUGCUGAUGCCAGUCAUCCUAAAGCGCCGCCAGGCCAGGGCUGCCUCCGUGGCAUCCGGUCGGCCCAAGAUGGACGACUUUCUGCUUCUCGACUACGUGGAGGAAAUGGCGGCGGGCCCCAAUUACGACCCCGUGGUGUCCCAGCUGGGCUUAUCGUUUGCCGCCAUCCAUACAACGAGUGAUCUUGUAGGAAAGGUGCUGGUCGACCUCUGCCGCCACCCCGAACUGGUUGCGCCGUUGCGCGAGGAAGUCAUCUCCGUGACCCGCGAGUAUGGCUGGCAGAAGACGAGUUUCCAUAAACUUAAGCUGAUGGAUAGUGUCAUGAAAGAGACUCAGCGGUUGGCGCCGAACAUGAUCAUUACCAUGCGCCGCGUCGCAACGGAGGAUGUAACGUUGAAAGAUGGCACUCAUAUCCCUCGUGGCACCCCGGUGGCUAUAUCGUCAUCCCACAUGUGGGAGGAUAGUGAGGUGUAUGAGAAUCCAGAUCAGUACAACGGGUACCGAUUUGUGCAAUGGCGCGACACGCCAGGGAAAGAGAGCAAAGCCUACUUGGUGACCACCAGUCAGGAUCAUGUGGGAUUCGGCCAUGGCAGUCAUGCCUGUCCUGGUCGUUUCUUUGCUGUGAAUGAGUCCAAGGUGGUUCUGUCUCAUCUGCUGUUAAAGUAUGACUGGCGCUUACAAGACCCGGAUCAACCUGGGUUCCAGAUCAUCGGACUGUUCUCGCACGUCAACCCUAUGUUGAAACUUCAGGUUCGGAGUCGGAAAGAGAAAAUUCCUCUUUGA